CCACUUUCAGUCUGCAAUGACUACUGCUAUCCUGGAUACAGCAGGAAAAAGAAGGAGGGACAGAAAUUUUGCUGCUACGAUUGUGCUUUAUGUCCAGAAGGGAUGGUCUCAGGCCAUAAGGACAUGGACGCCUGUGUCAAUUGCGCAGAAGAUCAGUAUCACAACAAGGACCAAACUCAAUGCAUUCCCAAAGUUCUAAGCUACCUCUCUUACAAAGAUGAAUUGGGGAUUGUCUUGGCUAUCUUAAACAUUUCUUUCUCUUUCAUCACAAUAACAAUACUACAAACUUUUAUGAAACACAAGGACACUCCCAUAGUCAAAGCCAACAACUGGACUCUCACUUACACCCUCCUCAUCUCCCUCCUCCUCUGUUUCCUUUGCUCUUUGCUCUUCAUUGGCAAGCCUGGAAAGGUGGCCUGUUUUCUCCGACAAAUCAUUUUUGGCAUGGUGUUCACUGUGGCUCUUUCUACCAUUUUGGCAAAGACUAUCACUGUGGUUCUGGCAUUUAUGGCAACCAAACCAGGAUCUAAAACAAGAAAAUGGGUGGGGAAAGGACUCACAAAUUCGAUUGUUCUUUCCUGCACCUUUAUUCAAACUAAUAUAUGUACUAUUUGGUUAAGUAUUUACCCUCCAUUCCCAGAUGUGGACAUGCACUCAUUGAAGUGGGAAAUCAUACUGGAAUGUAAUGAGGGUUCGGCUACCAUGUUUUACUGUGUCCUUAGUUAUCUUGGCUUCCUGGCCAUUGUCACCUUCAUUGUGGCUUUCCUAGCCAGGAAAUUGCCUGACAGUUUCAAUGAGGCCAAAUUUAUAACUUUCAGCAUGUUGGUGUUUUGUAGUGUGUGGUUAUCAUUUGUACCAACCUACCUAAGCACCAAAGGAAAAUACAUGGUGGCUGUGGAGAUCUUCUCCAUCCUGUCCUCUAGUGCUGGAUUACUGGCUUGCAUCUUUUUCCCUAAAUGCUACAUAAUUGUCUUGAGGCCUGAGCUAAAUAGUAGAGAACGUAUAAUGCAAAGAAAAGUAUGAAGAAAAUCUAACUUCAGCUUUUAAUGAAAAUCUAACUUCAGCUUUUAUUGUUUUAUACAGUUACUAUGACCCCUGAAUUAUGCUCAUGCACAUCCUGACCUCUGAUGCUUGUUAUCUUGCUUAGUCCCCAAGAGGGAAAAUGACCUUAAGGGUCAGGGUAGGAUAGCAUGCAACAACUGCAGCUCCAAUGAGAAUGGAAAAUGUCCAUGAGAUCUCUCCUCCUUCCUCCAUGACUAUAUGUAAAGUAAAUAACAUGCUGCCAAUAUAGUGACGCCAUGCUGUUUUCCUCCAGGGUUCAUGGGGGCUAGACAGUACAACUCAUCUCUGUCAUUCCUGGCUGCAUAGACAUAAUGCAGAAAACAUUUUGUUCUAUUUACAGAUAUUUGAAGACUUCUACUAGGAAAAUAAAGCAUUUAAAUUGACUUGGAGCUGGCUGGAAAUGUGUUUCCUUAUUGUAUGAAAUAUCUUUCCCGCCCUUCUGUCCUUUUCUCACACCUGACUAGUUAAGGUCCUCAAUAUGUGUCUGCAUAAAAUGAUGCUUCCAACAAGUCCAAUGGCAGCAUAGAAAAACACUAUUAGGGGAAUGUGUA
Podarcis muralis (Common wall lizard) is the source of this 1613-nucleotide messenger RNA. RefSeq names its product vomeronasal type-2 receptor 26-like. The record is from RefSeq and is a predicted model, not a curated record. NCBI's taxonomy places the organism in Eukaryota, Metazoa, Chordata, Lepidosauria, Squamata, Lacertidae. Gene Ontology annotation, cellular component: plasma membrane. Gene Ontology annotation, molecular function: G protein-coupled receptor activity. Gene Ontology annotation, biological process: G protein-coupled receptor signaling pathway.